This is a messenger RNA of Manacus vitellinus (golden-collared manakin), 599 nucleotides long. It is a transcript of the gene ETFRF1, whose product is annotated as electron transfer flavoprotein regulatory factor 1. Gene Ontology annotation, biological process: respiratory electron transport chain. The record is from RefSeq and is a predicted model, not a curated record. The transcript is spliced from 2 exons. Bases 87 to 347 code for a protein of 86 amino acids. Gene Ontology annotation, cellular component: mitochondrion. NCBI's taxonomy places the organism in Eukaryota, Metazoa, Chordata, Aves, Passeriformes, Pipridae.
UAAUGUCCAACUGAUUAUCCCUCAGGUAAAAAAACCAAACAAACCCAAAAAACAGACAAGAUUAAAGAGUUCACCGAAAUGUGAGAAUGGCCAAUUCUUUAAGAGGUGAAGUGGUGAGACUGUACAAAAAUCUGCUGUACCUUGGAAGGGAGUAUCCCAAAGGAGCAGACUACUUUAGAAGCCGUUUGAAAGCAGCUUUCCUAAAACACAAGGAUGAGAAAGACCCUGAGAAAAUUAAGCAACUGAUUGCACGGGGUGAAUUUGUUAUAAAGGAGCUGGAGGCUUUGUACUUCCUGAGGAAAUACCGGGCCAUGAAACAGCGCUACUACAGCGAUGACAACCGGUGACUGUGCAUGCAGCCAACACAUCCACGAAAACUGACAAUAAAGGAGAUGUAACCUCAAAAGAAAUGAAAUGUAAAUCCUUCCAACCCCUCUAAGGUACAAAUUAGGACUUUGCUUCCCCUCCAGCAGCCGCUUGGGUUGGGUUUUCACUAAAACUUCAGGUGUGAAACGACUUUGCAGGAAGGAGUGGUUGCACAGCUCUGUUCUGUUUCACUUCAAAAUAUAUCUUUAACAGAAGCUCUUCUUACCCCAUAA